UGCGUCGCGUUUGAUAAACCUCACACAACUUGGUCAUCAGUCCUAAACUUUUGCUAUUUAACGUUCCUCCAAUGAGGCAAUAGUUUCAUUCACUGUAUUUAACUGCUGGCGAUAUUGUCUUGUUGCAGAAGUAUCAAUUUUAUCAAAAUGUUUCGAGUUGUUUUUCUAACGCUAGCGUAUUUGUGCGUUUUUGGUGCCGCUACCACUGUCAAGAAAUGUACAAACAAGCCGUUUCCACUAAGCGUUGCCAUCCAAGACUGCGAGGAGCCGCCGUGCGUGGUCUAUAAAGGACAAUUCGCUAUAAUGGAUGUUCAGUUUUUGGGCGAUAAGAACAAUAUUGCGCGUAUUACAACAAAGGUCACUGCGAAAGUUUUUGGCAUGAAUUUGCCGUAUGACCUGCCCGAGGAGGUAUCAAAUGUGUGCAUCAAUCUGUUGUAUGGCGCCAUCUGCCCCAUUGAUAAGGACGAGGAUGUUACGUAUAGAUUCAAUUUUUACGUGGAGCCCGCAUUUCCCGAAAUUACCGCCGAUGUUACGGUCACACUGAACGAUGCCGAUGACAAUCCGAUCUCCUGCUUUGUGGUCACUUGUAAAAUCCGUAAAGGUCCCUCAGCGCGACACGAGCAGCUGCUUUUGGAUGCGCACGAGCCCAACACCAUUUCGAAGGAAAACGUUUUAUAUGGACCUGUACCCGACACGACACUUCUAGACUAACUGAUUCCGCAAUUGGUCGCCUGUCAUAUUCUUGGCUAAUAAACAUCGAAUUCUCAACUGAUAGCCCACGUUUGUUUACUGAUUCGACGUCAUCACUUAUGGGCCUUCCAGUGUACCGCCUAAUCAGCUCUUGCCUUAGCGAGCUGCGUUUCAAUUGAUAAGAUUUGUGACGUUGCCAUUUGCACUCAAAUUAUAAAUUAAUUUUAAUUGCCUGGGUAGCUCACAUACUAAUAAAAUCCGUUAUGAUAAUCAUUUAUUGACCGGCAGCAGGCUUCUUGAAUUGGCCAUAUGGUCAACAGGUCUUGAUUGCGGUUGAUAGGGUUUAGAUUUUUUAGGUGCAAAUC
Drosophila novamexicana is the source of this 1055-nucleotide messenger RNA. RefSeq lists its product as uncharacterized. Gene Ontology annotation, molecular function: sterol binding. NCBI's taxonomy places the organism in Eukaryota, Metazoa, Arthropoda, Insecta, Diptera, Drosophilidae. The transcript is spliced from 3 exons. The coding region runs from base 148 to 711 and encodes 187 amino acids. The record is from RefSeq and is a predicted model, not a curated record. Gene Ontology annotation, biological process: sterol transport.